GCGCUUGUCCCAAAAAUAAAAUUUAUAUGCGAACAGACAAAUUCAUCUUAUCUUGGAAAAUCACCAAAAAAAAAAAAAAAAGUGUUGAAAAAGAAGGAAAAGAUCAAAGCAAAAACCUUAUCGAAAAUGCCACUGCAGCUGCUUAAAUUGCUGCUACUGUUGCUGCUGUUGAGGUGCCUCAAAGCCGAGUGUUGGUGAAUAUGAAUGUGAAUUUAGAUGAGUACGAUUCAUAUAUGCUCAAUUCGCAGCACCACAAUGUUUUCAUUUCACCUGGAUAGGACCCUACGACAACAAAUCGAACAUAGCCAAGGAAAGCUGCGACGCCAGAGUGGGUGACUUCAAUGAGAUACCCUGCGAAAUGCCCCUCGUAGUCACUCGUAUCCAACGACACUGUGCCGGAUGUGAAGGCACUGUGGAAGAACGAGACAUUGAAUCGCGAGCAUUAUCUGUGCCAGAUGUCGCCCGGCUACUCCUGCGUCAAGUACUCCUAUAUAUUCAAGGGUGGCAUACAAAAUAUAACGUAUAUGUGUGCCAAGGUGAACAACAGCAAUGGCUGCUACCGCGAGACCCAGGCGACGGGCAUGCAGGUGGAGGCUUGUGUUUGCACCUCUAAACUGGGUCUGAUACCCUGCAAUAGCAGCCCAACUGCGCUGUCUCGACCAAUUCUGGGCUUGGCCAUGGCUCUGCUCAGCGUUUUUAUUGCAGUUAAAUAAAUAAACAAAAAA
Messenger RNA from Drosophila arizonae, 725 nucleotides. RefSeq lists its product as uncharacterized. The record is from RefSeq and is a predicted model, not a curated record. NCBI's taxonomy places the organism in Eukaryota, Metazoa, Arthropoda, Insecta, Diptera, Drosophilidae.